CGGAUUCCAUUUCAAGACGCGAGACCUGGACUUGGCUGCAACUGGUCACAGGUGGCUGCACAGCUACCGGCUGCUCAAUAAUGCAUUGAGUCGAGCUCAGGAAUGAGAAAGUGAGUGGGUCUGUUAGCAGGAGAAAGUGGGAGCAAUUCAUCCGGGAAGAACGCAGCGAGCGGAGAAGCCGUCGCCCCAAAAAAGUGGACUUAAACCAAGUUUCAUCCCUUGGUGUCACCAUGGUGAACACUGGCCUGCAACUGAUCAGCUUCACCUGUGCCGUGACCGGCUGGAUCAUGGCCAUAGCCGUCACCGCCUUGCCCCAGUGGAAGGUGUCGGCCUUUAUCGGCAGCAACAUCCUGACGUCAGAAAUCAAAUGGGAGGGCAUCUGGAUGAGCUGCAUCUACCAAACCACAGGUCACAUGCAGUGUAAGACGUACGACUCCAUGCUGGCCUUGCCGCCAGACAUCCAGGCCGCACGUGCCCUCAUGUGUUUGGCCAUUUUCAUGGGUUGGCUCUCCUGCACCGUGUCCUGCUGCGGCAUGAAGUGCACCACCUGCGCCGGGGAUGACCGCCAAGCCAAGGCGGCAAUCGCGCUCUCCGGCGGGAUUCUUUUCAUCCUGACGGGCCUGUGUGUUCUCGUUCCCGUUUCCUGGACCGCUAACACAGUCGUCCAGGAUUUCUACAACCCCAACGUGCCCGUGAUGCACAAACGAGAGCUGGGUCAGGCUAUUUACCUGGGCUGGGCCGCUGCGGUUAUUCUGAUGAUCAGUGGAGCCGUGUUGAGCAGCACGUGUCCCCUGACGGAGAGGGGCGGCGGGUACCGGAGGGGCUACAUAGGCCGCAGCUUUGCUAAUUCGCCUGCUUCUGCUCCGACUCUACCAAAAACCAUCACAUCCACCAGUCUGCCACUUAAAGAGUAUGUGUAGGGGGAGAGCACAUUCAAGUUACCGUGAUUAAUAUUUGAAUUCAUCCAUUUUUUGCCUGAUUGAUGUAUUUAAUCGGCUUGUCUUCAUGAUUUAACAUAGUGCCUGUUACAUCACAACAAAAAACUGUAUGAUGGCUUGUUUUACGACAACUUACUUUCCAUACACUUUGAA
This is a messenger RNA of Dunckerocampus dactyliophorus (ringed pipefish), 1091 nucleotides long. It is a transcript of the gene cldn35, whose product is annotated as claudin 35. The record is from RefSeq and is a predicted model, not a curated record. Gene Ontology annotation, molecular function: structural molecule activity. Gene Ontology annotation, cellular component: bicellular tight junction; plasma membrane. Bases 231 to 920 code for a protein of 229 amino acids. Gene Ontology annotation, biological process: cell adhesion; bicellular tight junction assembly. NCBI's taxonomy places the organism in Eukaryota, Metazoa, Chordata, Actinopteri, Syngnathiformes, Syngnathidae. The transcript has a single exon.